AUGGAAGUCAAAGUAUGGCAGUUGUUGUGGUGUUGUAUGUUUCUUUUCAUCUUGGAAGUUAAGGUGAUCUUUGCUGAUACUAAUCCCGGUGAUGCGGAGGUGCUCCGAGCGUUGAAAGACCAAUGGCAAAAUACGCCACCAAGCUGGAAAAGGUCGAAUGAUCCAUGUUCGUGGGAAGGUGUCAACUGUACAGACACCAGGGUGAUUGGACUGGGCUUGUCGAGUAUGAGCUUAGUAGGUCAACUCGUUGGUGACAUCGGUGGCCUCUCUGAACUAACAUCGUUGGACUUAUCGUUUAAUGGCGGACUAACAGGUCAGAUCUCUCCAAGGGUAGGAGACCUCGGAAAUCUUGACACACUGAUUCUAUCUGGGUGUAGCUUCACCGGUAACAUUCCAUCUGAACUUGGAAACCUCAAGAAGCUAUCUUUUCUGGCUUUGAACACAAACAACUUGACUGGUCAGAUUCCACCAUCGUUGGGAUAUUUAUCGGAACUUUACUGGUUGGACAUCUCGGAGAAUCAACUGACGGGAUCACUUCCAGUUUCCACUCUCACGAAUCCGGGGUUGGAUAUGCUAAAACAUUGUAAACAUUUCCAUUUCAAUAAGAACAAGCUAUCAGGAGGAAUUCCUUCCCAACUUUUCAGCUCCGACAUGGUUCUAAUACAUGUACUUUUCGAUGGGAACCAGUUAAUCGGAGAAAUCCCCAUUACACUUGGAUAUGUCAAGACCCUUGAGGCCCUUCGACUCGAUCGAAACGCCUUGGAAGGUGAAGUACCACCAAACCUAAACAACCUCACAAGUCUUGGUGAAUUAAAUCUAGCCUACAACAAUCUAAAAGGAGCUUUGCCAGAUCUAACGGGGAUGAAUUCACUCACCUAUGUGGACUUGAGCAACAAUUCAUUUCAAGCAUCAGACCCUCCACGUUGGUUUUCUACACUACCUUCUUUAGGCACACUCGUUAUGGAAUUUGGAUCACUUCAAGGAAAUCUUCCACAGGCCCUUUUCGGUUUAUCAGGAAUUCAACAAGUGAAAUUGAAGAACAAUCUUUUCAAUGACACGUUCAAUAUGGGCGACAACAUCAGCGGUCAAUUACAACUUGUCGAUUUGCAAAGCAAUAAGAUUGACAAUGUAACACUCAGUAGCCAAUACAAGAACACACUCGAACUCUAUGGGAACCCCGUUUGCGAUACUACGCUUGAGAACUCUACGUAUUGCCAACUUCAAACACUGAGAAACUCAUACUCUACAAGCUCGGCUGAUUGUGGGAGUAAAUUGUGUCGACACGAUUCAAAACUGAGCCCUCAAAAUUGUAACUGUGCUUAUCCAUAUGAAGGCACAAUUUUCUUCAGGGCACCAUCGUUUAGGGAUUUAUCUAAUGUUACCAUAUGGCAUUUGCUAGAAACAAGCCUUUGGACAAAAUUAGGCCUCACUGAGGACUCGGUUUCACUACAAAAUCCUUUCUUUAAUACUGAUGAUUAUCUUCAAGUGCAUGUUGGAUUCUUCCCAUCAAAGGAUAAGCAUUUUACGCGAUCAGAGGUCCAAAUGAUGGGGUUUUUCUUGAGUAAUCAAACAUACAAGCCUCCAGCUGGAUUCGGACCAUAUUAUUUUAUUGCAUCACCUUAUUCGUUUCCAGAUGGCCGUGGAGGAAGUAUUGGAGUUGGUGGUGUGAUUGGGAUCUCAAUUGGUUGCACCCUUUUGAUUCUAGUGCUUAUCGGGCUUGUGUUCUAUGCUGUUCAACAAAAGAAACGUGCUGAAAGAGCAAUAACUCUAAGCAAACCUUUUGGAUCAUGGGCUCCAAGUGCUAAAGAUAGUGGAGGAGGUGCACCACAGUUGAAGGGAGCUAGAUGGUUCUCUUAUGAUGAACUCAAGAAAAGUACAAAAAACUUCUCUGAGAUUAAUCAAAUAGGAUCCGGUGGUUACGGGAAGGUUUAUAGAGGAGUGAUCCCAGGAGGGCAAAUGGUUGCAAUUAAAAGAGCUCAACAAGGAUCCAUGCAAGGCGGGCUCGAAUUCAAGACAGAAAUCGAGUUGCUUUCAAGAGUCCAUCAUAAGAAUCUGGUUGGGCUAGUCGGGUUUUGUUUUGAACAAGGAGAGCAGAUGUUGGUAUACGAGUUUAUGUCCAAAGGAACCCUUAGAGAAAGCUUGUCAGGGAAAUCAGGAAUUCAUCUAGACUGGAAGAGGAGACUUCGCAUCGCUCUUGGUUCAGCUAAAGGAAUAGCUUAUCUACACGAGCUGGCAGAUCCCCCUAUAAUUCAUAGAGACAUUAAAUCGACUAAUAUACUCUUAGACGAAAAUCUCACUGCAAAAGUUGCAGAUUUCGGGUUGUCAAAGCUAGUCUCUGACAGCGAAAAAGGUCAUGUGUCCACUCAAGUUAAGGGUACCCUGGGAUAUCUCGAUCCCGAAUACUACAUGACACAACAAUUGACCGAUAAGAGCGAUGUAUACAGUUUUGGGGUGGUGAUGCUUGAACUAAUAACCGCUAAACAACCAAUUGUAAAAGGUAAGUACAUUGUGCGCGAGGUGAGACUAGCCAUGGACAAAACUGAUGAAGAGGAAUAUGGGUUGAGGGAAAUAAUUGAUCCUAAUCUCAAAGACACAACAUUCUUGAUUGGUUUUGGGAGGUUUAUACAGCUAGCGAUGCAAUGUGUGGAAGAAUCAGCUGCAGAUCGUCCAACGAUGAGCAAUGUUGUGAAAGCACUUGAGUCCAUUUUAACAAGUGAUGGACUCCGCACAAAUUCAGAUUCGGCAUCAUCAUUAGGAUCAGUUGGAGGUGCUCCUAAGCAUCCUUAUAAUGAAGGUGAGCUUAAAAGGAAUACUAGUGAUGUAUUUGACUAUAGUGGUGGAUACAAUAUCACGGCAAAAAUUGAACCCAAAUAA
Lactuca virosa is the source of this 2874-nucleotide messenger RNA. Lineage: Eukaryota; Viridiplantae; Streptophyta; Magnoliopsida; Asterales; Asteraceae. The record is from the annotation of a GenBank genome assembly.